AUGAGUCCGGUGCGGCAUACUCCUCAGCCCGCUCUGAGGUGGUGCCUGUGCCAUCGGACCUUAUUAUCGAAGCUCUCUUUUAACAAAGGCCGGAGUUUUAUGGUCGGUCCAAAGAGGCAAAUUGAGGCACAAGAUGAAGGCCCAAUCCCUGAGCCGGGCGUACGCAACCCAAUAUCAAGAAGGAUACAUGUCCUGGGAAUUGGAAAUAUAGGAGGCUUCGUUGCGCACUCAAUUGCUUCAUUGCCAAACAGGCCUCCAAUUACUCUGCUUCUACAUAAGGUCGAACACUAUUUUGCGUGGAAGAAGUAUGGGAAACGUCUUACGUUAGUCAAGAACGGAAUUGCCGAGCCGAGAAGCGGCUUCGAUGUCAACGUCCUGAGGGACGGAAUCUGGUAUGAACCGUAUAAGCCUUCUGAAUUCAAACCCGGGGAACCCGAAAAUGCACAAGGUGUGCAUCAAGGCAGGACAGAUGAGCAGUUCAUUGAUGUGAACAACGAAAAAAUCGACAGUCUAAUUUUGGCGGUCAAGGCGACUCAAGUCGAGCAGGCGCUGAAGUCUGUACGUCACCGACUUACUCCCCAGUCGGCGAUAGUGUUUAUUCAGAACGGGAUGGGCAUUCGUGAAGAAGUCAAUGAGAAAAUCUUUCCGGAUCCUGCUACAAGGCCGAAUUAUAUCCAGGGCAUUACAUCGCAUGGGCUCUAUUACACGAAAGCUUAUCACAUCACCCACGCUGGAGUUGGAACAUCCGCUUUCAGUAUCGUGUAUCCGGAACGGCCACGUGCACCAGUUGACGAGGCGGGAAAUAUUAAGCCUGGGGAGAAGUUUAACGACAGAGAUUAUUGGGCUAUCUCAUCGAUCUACCUCACCAACACGCUAACUCGUUCGCCCGAGUUAACUGCAAUUCGAAUCAACAAGAAUGAAAUGCUUCAAUUUCAACUUGAAAAGCUUGCCAUCAACUGUGUAAUCAACCCACUCACUGCUCUGAACGACUGCCAGAACGGCGAUCUCCUUUACAAUUACAAUGUUUCCCGAGUGCAAAAACUAUUACUCAUCGAAAUAUCUACCGUUAUUCGUGCUCUUCCCGAACUGCAAGGCAUACCUGGUGUUAUGGCUCGAUUUUCACCUGAAAGAUUACGUACCCUGGCGGUCAGCGUCAUGCAUAAGACUGCAGAGAAUACGAGUUCAAUGCUGCAAGAUAUGAGAAUGGGAAAAGAGACAGAGAUCGAAUACAUUAAUGGGUACAUUGUUCGACGAGGAGAAGAGCUGGGUGUUAAGUGCGCCCUUAAUUAUAUGCUUGUUCAGAUGGUACUGGCGAAGACGAGGAUGCUUUCGAAGAAGAUGCAGGGCCAGAUUCCACUUGAUCCCUCGGUACCGAAGUAA
Molecule: messenger RNA, 1380 nt
Organism: Coccidioides immitis RS
Lineage: Eukaryota; Fungi; Ascomycota; Eurotiomycetes; Onygenales; Onygenaceae
Product: 2-dehydropantoate 2-reductase
Exons: 1
Coding region: 1-1380 (459 amino acids)
Biological process (GO): pantothenate biosynthetic process
Cellular component (GO): cytoplasm; mitochondrion
Molecular function (GO): 2-dehydropantoate 2-reductase activity; NADP binding
Source: RefSeq, a predicted model, not a curated record